AUGGCGGCCGGCGGGCAGUCGCAGGGCCCGCGUCUGCGCGACCCGACCGCACCGCCACGACUGGCGCGCCGCCGCCGCUCGCCGCUCAGGCAUGACCAAUCAGAGGAACUACCCCGGUCACGUGACCAAUGUGGACGCCCAUCAUGGCGGCGCAAGGUGACGCAUUCAGAGCGCAACGAUUCACUCACCAGCCGCAAGAUGUCGUCCCAGCGCCACAGCAAAGGCCCAACGCAGCAUCUCAGGACCGGCCGGCAGCGGCGGCGGAGGCGGCGGCGGAAGCGGAAGAGCCGUCGGUCCGGACCCAGGUGGCGGUGGUGCAGCUGCCUGACGCCAGCGCUACCACCGGCGUGA
Molecule: messenger RNA, 351 nt
Organism: Schistocerca serialis cubense
Lineage: Eukaryota; Metazoa; Arthropoda; Insecta; Orthoptera; Acrididae
Exons: 3
Coding region: 1-351 (116 amino acids)
Source: RefSeq, a predicted model, not a curated record